Messenger RNA from Scylla paramamosain (green mud crab), 821 nucleotides. It is a transcript of the gene mRpL52, whose product is annotated as large ribosomal subunit protein mL52-like. Gene Ontology annotation, cellular component: mitochondrial large ribosomal subunit. The record is from RefSeq and is a predicted model, not a curated record. Gene Ontology annotation, molecular function: structural constituent of ribosome. Bases 214 to 723 code for a protein of 169 amino acids. NCBI's taxonomy places the organism in Eukaryota, Metazoa, Arthropoda, Malacostraca, Decapoda, Portunidae. The transcript is spliced from 5 exons. Gene Ontology annotation, biological process: mitochondrial translation.
AAAUAAAUAAUAGCAAAAGCUCCCAUUUAUUACUAAAUUAGUUUUUUUUUUAUGAGUACUUACUUUUUUUUAUAUAUUUGGAGGAGAGAAACAGGGUGUAAGGCAGUAAUUCAGUCUUUGAAAUAAGUAAAUGUGAUCCCGUUGAAAAGCAUCGAUAGAAACAAACAGUUUUCAGUGCUCAGGAGCAAUCCUAAGCCACCUGUGGCUCUGUCGAUGACCCCCAAUGCUGUCACUGCUGCACAACUGCAUUUUUCCAGCAGCAAGAUGUCUAAGUAUUAUGAUCACCUUCAUUUUGGUGGAAUGAUGAAGUGGCAUGCCCGGUGUCAAACGCUCAUAUCUGUUACAGUGACGAAAAAUUUCUCCAAUGGAUAUGCAAGUCAGGUGAAAGGAGGCUUGGCAUUCCAGCCACAGAAGAAGAAGGCUAAUAAACUUGAAUCUAUUGGAAACUUCAAGACAAAGCUGGGAGCACAUGGACCUCUAAUUGAUGGGCCAGACUACACAUUUCUGGAUGGCCGCCCUACUCCCCUUAGGAUUGGCCAGAUGAGAAGGGCCAGGGCUCAGCAUGAGGCAGCAACCAAGGUGGUACAGCUAAUGAGUGAAGUGCAGUUUGCCAUACAACGUGAAAAACAGUUGAAGCAAGAGCAGGAGGACACGAGGCAGCAGACCAUUGCAAGCAAACUCAUAGUUAAAGGGCACAAAAUGUUGCAGGAUCAAGAAAAAUAAGACUACAGUUCCAUUUCCAUUUGGUUCUUGCAUAAUGUAUUAUGUAAAUAGUAAGUAUACUUGUAAUGCCUUCUGUAAAAUAAAUCUAUGAAGUUGCA